Molecule: messenger RNA, 1669 nt
Organism: Centropristis striata (black sea bass)
Lineage: Eukaryota; Metazoa; Chordata; Actinopteri; Perciformes; Serranidae
Gene: mmp13b
Product: matrix metallopeptidase 13b
Exons: 11
Coding region: 1-1383 (460 amino acids)
Biological process (GO): collagen catabolic process; extracellular matrix organization; proteolysis
Cellular component (GO): extracellular matrix
Molecular function (GO): metalloendopeptidase activity; zinc ion binding
Source: RefSeq, a predicted model, not a curated record
AUGAUUGCUGUGCUGCUGCUGCUGGCGCUGGUCGCUCACUCCUCUGCUCUGCCGCUGCCGUCUGCGGACACAGACAACCAGCUCUUAGCAGAGAAGUACCUCCGGCGGUUCUACGGCCUCCCAGCUGGUCUGCAGGGCAGACGCGGGUCAUCCGACCCCUUUCAGACCAAGAUCAAGGAGAUGCAGAGAUUCUUCAAACUUAAGGUGACAGGGAAUCUAGAUGACAACACUCUGGAGCUGAUGAAGCAGGCCAGAUGUGGCGUCCCUGACAUCGGGGAGUACAACCAUUUCCCUCGACACCUCAAAUGGCAAAACAACAAUGUCACAUUCAGGAUAGUGAAUUAUACACCAGAUCUGAAGGCGUCUGAUGUAGACAGAGCCAUCCGCAACGCCUUCAACGUUUGGGCCGAUGUCACGCCUCUGACCUUUAAGAAGCUGCACAAGGGCAUCGCUGACAUCAUGAUCAGCUUUGGAGAAAAAGAACAUGGAGACUACAAUCCUUUUGACGGGCCGAAUGGACUGCUUGCUCAUGCCUACCCGCCCGGCCAAGGCAUCGGAGGAGACACUCACUUUGAUGAGGAAGAACACUGGACCAAAGACUCAUCAGCUUACAACCUGUUUAUCGUGGCGGCCCAUGAGUUGGGCCACGCCCUGGGUAUGUCUCACUCCAACGACGCCGGCGCCCUGAUGUACCCUGUGUACUCGUACACUACAGGCUACCCCCUCGCUGAGGACGACAUUGAAGGCAUUCAGGCUCUCUACGGCCCAAACCCAAACCCAAGGAAAGUGAAGCCAAAGCCUGACGCGCCAAACAAAUGUGACCCCAUGUUAACUUUUGACGCCGUCACUGAGCUCAGAGGGGAAACCAUCAUCUUCAAAGACAGAUUCUACUGGCGUCUCCAUCCCCAGAUGCCGGAGCCCGAGCAGACAAUGAUCAAGUCCACGUGGCCCUCCCUCCCCAACAAGGUGGACGCAGCAUACGAGAACCCAGAGAAGGAUCUAGUCAUCAUAUUUAGUGGGAUCAAAAUGUGGGCUUUGAAUGGAUAUAACCUGGUGGAUGGUUAUCCAAAGUACAUACACAAACUUGGUCUUCCUAAGGAAAUAAGGAAAAUAGAUGCAGCUGUGCACAUCGGAGACACCGGGAAAACUCUGCUCUUCACUGAUGAGGAAUAUUGGAGCUACGAUGAAGCAACUGGCACUAUGGACAGUGGCUACCCAAGAUCCACUGAGGAUGAUUUUCCUGGGAUGGAUGACGAGGUCGACGCUGCUGCUUAUCACUAUGGAUACUUGUAUUUCUUCCAUGAACACAUGCAGUACGAGUACAGCUACAACUCCAGGAAGGUCAUUCGCAUCAUGAGGACCAACUCCAUUCUCAACUGCUGAUGAGGCAUCUGCAACCGCCAACUCCACGAUAAACAAAAACAGUUCAUUGAAUGAGCAGGGACAUGUAGACAUGCAGGGUUGACCUGUUAUGAAAAAAAAAGUUUACUAGUGCUGGACACCUGUAGGAAAUACAGUUUAAUUUGACACAGAAUGCUGGAAAAUUCCUCAGAAACAUAUUUCCAUAGAUUAUUGCUAUUUAUUUUACAUCUCUAUAUUUGUACUAUAAGUUUUACUUUGUACAUCAAGAUGCUUAGCAGGUUAAGUUUCUUGUAAGCAGCAGUUGGCA